UUGUGAUUGGAGUCACUUUCCUCUAAUCAAGCAUCACUUUUACUGAUUUCAUAGGGUACAAAAUAUUUUACAAUUUUAAUUGCUUUGUGUUGCUCCUUUGCAUCUACUCUCCAACAGUAAUAGACAAAAUCCUAUCUAUUUCUUUUUAAAAGAACAUUAAAUCUCCUUUGAUCUUACAAUUUUCACAGAAUCUCUACUCCUUGAAACUUGAAUAAAUGUUGAUACACCCUCUUCUUUUUUAUCCCUCUAUAUCUGAAAGACUAUGAAAAGAGUUCUUUCUGCUCCUUUGUCUUCUAAACUUUGGAACCAAAAGCAACCUCAUAUGUCCAAUCCUUAAAACCAUACUAUUUUUCUGUUCACCUUUGAAUUCUUCAUUUUCCCACUUUUGUUCUCAUCUUUAUGGUUAUGUGCUCAGAAACAAGUCCCCCACGUCUCUCUUUCUCCCAUGAUCUCUCAGAGCUACAAGUUCUACCAAUGAAACAAGAUGUUCCUUCCAUAGACACAUUGUUGCAUGACUCAAAUUCUGACUUUGAGUUCAGCACAAGCACCAGCCUUGAGUUUGAAUCAUCUUCAGCAGAUGAACUUUUCUCCAAUGGUGUGAUCCUUCCAAUUCAGAUACAAGACAAAACCAAAGCUAGAAAACUCACUCAUCAAGUGGAACCUCAUCACACAAAACUCCCACCUCGUCCAUGUGCCUCAAGUGUUGAAAAAGUGAAGAAAGAAACCAUUAGAGAGCUCCUAGAUGUGAAUUCUGAUCAUGAGAAGAAGCCUCAUUGCAAGUCUUUUUGGGGAUUCAAUAGAAGCAAAAGUCUCAAUUGUGAUACAAAGAAGAACUUGGUAUGCUCCUUUCCUCUUUUGUCAAGAAGCAACUCAACAGGUUCAGUGUCAAAUCCAAAGAGAGUGAGUUCAAAUUCAAACAAGCAUCCAUCAAUUGCUAAAUCAUCAUCUUCCACCUUAAAUAUGUAUCCUGUGCAAAAAUCUCCCUCAGGUAAGAGUUAUGGAGGGUCUUAUUACCCCAAUGGCCUUAGGAUUAAUCCUAUUUUAAACGUACCAACUCCUUGUGCUUCAAAGGGAGGUGCAAAUCUCUUUGGUUUGGGUUCAUUUUUACGUGUUGGGAAGGUUAAGAAGAGCAAGAAGUGAUUUGUUCAUCAUAUACUAUAUCAUCAUCAUCGCGUAUCAUGAAUUCAUCUUGGUUUAAUUUAUUAUUAAUUUAUUAUCACAAUCAUCUUUUGUAAGAAUUAGUAAAUGCUAAUUAGUAAUUAGUAGUACUAAUUAGCAUGCUAAUAAAUGAAGUUGAUUAAACUACAUGAAGAUAAACAAUGAUAUUAUUAGUAUUAGAAAUUAAAAGAAUAUUGUAACAGAUUAUGGAUCUUCUGAAUGCCAUGGCCAUGCAGAUAAAAGGGUCCCCGGCUUGGGAGACAGAAUAACGGGAAUCCAUCUUUAGUGUUUUGUCCCAUUUUGUUUUCUUCUGUGAUUCCUCCCAAUUCCUAAAUAUGGAAUCUUGUGCUUUUUGGUGCUUAUUUAGAUAAAGAAUUGGAUUUUGUUUGAGUAA
Molecule: messenger RNA, 1552 nt
Organism: Cajanus cajan (pigeon pea)
Lineage: Eukaryota; Viridiplantae; Streptophyta; Magnoliopsida; Fabales; Fabaceae
Source: RefSeq, a predicted model, not a curated record